Anopheles maculipalpis is the source of this 535-nucleotide messenger RNA. RefSeq lists its product as uncharacterized. The coding region runs from base 12 to 533 and encodes 173 amino acids. The transcript is spliced from 2 exons. The record is from RefSeq and is a predicted model, not a curated record. Lineage: Eukaryota; Metazoa; Arthropoda; Insecta; Diptera; Culicidae.
CGGUCCAGUAUAUGUAUUGCCGGUUGGCGAGCUGCUGCUGCACAUACCAGACCAAACGCUUCACGCGACACAUAAUGAAUAGCUCCCUGGCCAUUUUUGCCUUCGUGGCGAUUGCACUUGCCGUGGCCCAACAGCCGGAAGAAACGACCGUACCCGGUGCCGGUGGCAAGAAGCCAAAUGCCGGCGGUCCUGGCGGUCCCGUAAACUUGGAGCAACGUACCGUCGACUACCAAAACCAACUGCUAGCAACCGCAUUCGCCCGCACCUUUCCCGAGGACACACCAGCCGAAUUUCAACCGCUGGUGGUAGCACUGUACGUCCGCUGUCAGGCCGAGCUGGACAAUUGUGCGGACUUUUUAUGGGAAACACAUCUGCUGCGGGAGUAUCGUAACUGUGCCAUGACGCAACGGCGUCUAUGCACGCAAGAGAUGCAGGAGCUGCAGGCCCAACUGCAAGCAAUGGCCGAUACGAACAACGAGCAGUUUGAACUAUCGCCGGAAGAGCAGGAAGUUCUGUCGCAGCUUGGCUUCUAGAG